GAUGGCGGCGGUGGAGCUGGAGUGGGUGCCCGAGACGCUCUAUAACACGGCGAUCUCGGCCGUGGUGGAUAGUUACGGGCGGGCCCGGCGCCGCGACAUCCGCUCUCUGCCCGAGAACAUCCAGUUCGACGUGUACUACAAGCUUUACCAACAAGGUCGCUUAUGCCAGUUGGGUAGUGAAUUCUGUGAACUAGAAGUUUUUGCAAAGGUGUUACGAGCUUUAGAUAAAAGACACUUGCUUCAUCACUGUUUUCAGGCUCUGAUGGAUCAUGGAGUAAAAGUUGCUUCUGUGCUGGCCUAUUCAUUCAGUAGAUGGUGCUCCUACAUAGCAGAAUCAGACUCUGAUGUAAAAGACAAAGCAAUCCAGAUUGGUUUUGUUUUAGGAGGGUUCCUAUCAGAUGCUGGCUGGUACAGUGACGCUGAGAAAGUGUUCAGUUCCUGCCAUCAGUUAUGUUCCCUUCAUGAUGAGAUGCCUCACUGGUGUCGUGCAGUAGAAUGUUGCGUAAGAUUGCUGCAUGUUCGAAAUGGCAACUGCAAAUACCACUUGGGAGAAGAAACAUUCAAACAAGCUCAGUCUUAUAUGGACAAACUUGCAAAACAUGGUCAAAAGGCAAACAAAGCAGCACUUUAUGGGGAGUUGUGUGCACUGCUCUUUGCAAAGAGCCACUAUGAUGAGGCUUACAAGUGGUGUAUAGAAGCUAUGAAGGAGAUCAAAGUUGGCUUGCCAGUAAAAGUAGUGGUGGAUGUCUUAAGACAAGCUUCAAAGGCUUGUGUUGUAAAACGAGAAUUUAAGAAAGCUGAACAGUUAAUAAAACAUGCAGUAUAUCUAGCACGGGAGCAUUUUGGAGCCAAACACCCAAAAUAUUCAGACACUCUAUUAGACUAUGGAUUUUACUUGCUCAACGUAGAUAAUAUAUGCCAGUCUGUUGCAAUCUAUCAGACAGCUCUUGAUAUCCGACAGUCAGUGUUUGGAGGUAAAAACAUCCAUGUAGCUACAGCUCAUGAAGACUUGGCUUAUUCUUCUUAUGUUCACCAGUAUAGUUCUGGAAAAUUUGACAAUGCACUAUUCCAUGCUGAACGUGCUAUUGGCAUUAUCACUCACAUUCUUCCUGAAGAUCAUCUUCUCUUGGCCUCUUCCAAGAGAGUUAAAGCACUUAUCCUGGAGGAGAUUGCUAUUGACUGUCACAAUAAGGAAACUGAGCAGAGGUUACUUCAAGAAGCUCACGAUUUGCACCUAUCUUCACUCCAGUUAGCUAAAAAAGCCUUUGGGGAAUUCAACGUACAGACAGCAAAACACUAUGGCAACCUGGGCAGACUUUAUCAGUCAAUGAGAAAAUUUAAGGAAGCAGAAGAAAUGCACAUCAAAGCAAUUCAGAUUAAGGAGCAGCUUCUUGGUCAAGAAGAUUAUGAAGUCGCCCUAUCAGUGGGACAUCUAGCUUCUCUCUAUAACUAUGACAUGAAUCAAUAUGAAAAUGCAGAAAAGCUGUAUCUGAGAUCAAUCGCAAUCGGAAAGAAGCUUUUUGGCGAAGGUUACAGUGGACUAGAAUAUGAUUACAGAGGUCUCAUUAAACUGUACAAUUCCAUUGGCAAUUAUGAGAAAGUAUUUGAAUACCACAAUAUUUUGGCCAGUUGGAACCGAUUGCGGGAUCGGCAGUUCUCAGUUACAGAUGCUCUGGAGGAUGUAAGCACCAGCCCUCAAUCCACUGAAGAAGUAGUCCAGUCUUUUCUGAUGUCGCAGAACAUUGAUGGACAGAAUAGCUAGAGAACUUGGUCAAUUAACCAAUUAAGUUUUUUCCCCCAGAUUACAAGGGAAAGUCAUACUGUGAAGUCUAAACCAUGUAGUUUUCUGGGGGCUGGAAUUUGCAUUGAAACACUGGUCCAGUCCAUUGAAGAGUGCCCAUACAGAUGAAUACGAGUUAAGUUCUUAUCAGCAUGUGUAUGGCAUGUUUAGUUUGGCUUAUUGAAUUUGAAUACCAAACACCAGGAUCCCCUCCCCCUUCUUCUGCAAAAGAAGCUACUUUGCAGGAAAUCUGCAAAUAAACUUAAA
Messenger RNA from Emys orbicularis (European pond turtle), 2047 nucleotides. It is a transcript of the gene APPBP2, whose product is annotated as amyloid beta precursor protein binding protein 2. The record is from RefSeq and is a predicted model, not a curated record. Bases 2 to 1762 code for a protein of 586 amino acids. The transcript has 13 exons. Gene Ontology annotation, cellular component: Cul2-RING ubiquitin ligase complex. Gene Ontology annotation, biological process: intracellular protein transport; proteasome-mediated ubiquitin-dependent protein catabolic process. Lineage: Eukaryota; Metazoa; Chordata; Testudines; Emydidae. Gene Ontology annotation, molecular function: protein binding; ubiquitin-like ligase-substrate adaptor activity.